UCCAUUCAAUAAGCAUAUUCUAUAAACUGUCAGUGAACUCAUCUUCAGUUUCAUCUGUCUAUUGAAAGAUAUAUAUAACAGUAAUUAUGCAGCUUUUUAAAAUUUUGAACUCAGCUCACAGACCCCCAGUACUAUGUUUUUGAACCAUCCAGGAGUGCACAGUUGCCGGGUUGAGAGCUGCUAAAUUAUCUGAUGUGUAUGGCUAUUUUUUAAAGGGUAUCUAACCCUCUAAAAUAAGACAUGUUGCCUACAUGUUACCCAUUUGCAUACUUCAAUUCAUUGAUAAUACAUAGUUAUUUUGAGAGGAUCUUUUUUUCCUUUCUGUCAGCAUAGUUUUCAUUUAUUUGACUGACCAGUGGUCAACUCCAUAGUUAAAAACAAUGAAUACAGAGUUGAAACAAAAAACCAAUGGAAAGGAAAGCAAGGACGAACAAGUUAAGGUGAAUUCUACUUGUUCUGAAGAUGACACCUUUUCUACUCUUUUAAUAUCAUUUUUCGACGAAGAAAUCAACACUUUGAAGUUCUUUUCUAGCUGUCUGGAUAUCUCGACAGUUGUUCUGCUGAGCAGUGCCUGUUUUGUUGUGUGUGCAUCGUUAUUUUCAUCACUUUGGCGUGUCUUGUUUCACAGUUCCGAUGACUACUCCUUUCUCGCUUUGCACCUAGCUAGUGUACCUGGCUACAAUGCAACAACUUUGGGUACUUUCUGGAAUGACACCAGCUUUGAAAAAUUUGAGAAUUUCCUAAAAAAACAAAAUUGAGAAAAAGAAAAAAAAAGAAAAAAAAAAAACAAGGCAAAAAUAAACCUCAGAAACAAUAAUGACAGAUUUUCUAUAGAAUCUUCCAGAACUUGUUGCCAUUUAUGUCAAGAAAUUAUUGAAUGUCAUCUUUGCAGUUCCAGCCUAAUAUUUCAACUAGUUGUUGCAUGUGUGUAGCCGAUGGAGUAGGCGGGUGGCGGAGCUAUGGAGUGGAUCCUUCCAAAUUUCCCCUUUCACUCAUGUCCACUUGUGAACGCAUGGUAAAAGAGAACAGAUUUCAGCCACAUGCACCUGCUAGCAUCAUUGCAGAUAGUUAUUAUGAAUUACUGGAACAGAAGCAACCAUUAGUAGGUAGCAGUACUGCAUGUAUAGUGUCACUCCAUCGAGAAGAGCGAACAGUAUACACUGCCAAUUUAGGUGACAGUGGAUUCCUAGUUAUUCGCCAUGAUGAAGUCAUUCACCGUUCACAAGAACAACAACAUUACUUUAACACUCCAUUCCAGCUAGCCGUGGCUCCACCACCACAACGAGGCCAAAUUAUCAGUGACAGUCCAAGCAUGGCUGAAAAUUCAUCCUUUGGUGUACAAGAAGGAGACAUCAUUCUACUAGGUACCGAUGGUUUAUUUGACAAUAUGAAUGAAGACAUGUUACUAGAUUAUGUAUCUAAAUUAAAGGACCAUCGUCAAGACAAUAUACAAAAGACGGCCAGUAAGAUUGCUGAAGAAGCUCACCAAUUGGCCUUUGAUCCUGACUAUCUUUCACCUUUUGCUCUUACAGCCAUAGAUGCUGGUAUAGAAAUUCGAGGUGGCAAACCUGAUGACAUUACAGUUGUGCUAGCACGAGUUUCAAGCCUUACAGAAUCAGAAAAAGAAGCACUACAAGUAUAGCAAAAACCGAUAGGGGGGUGGUGAGUGGAAAGAGCUCAAGAAAAAAAAUUAUGCAGAAGGAAAAAUUCAAAUUUAUGGAUGUGUCUGCUGCUAAUGUAAGCUUGCUGGUGUAGUGAUGUUACGUGGAAAUCACUACAGAUAACUGACUUCAUCACUAACAAGCACUAUAUAAGUCUCCUUGGUUUGGUAAUGGCUUAAUAAAGGUAACUGUUACAUAACUUGUCUAUGUUACAUAUAGCAGCUUAGCUAAAGGAUAUAUAUAUAUAUAUAUAUGCAUAUGAAACAAAUUAAUGCGUGACAAGCAAAGAAAUAAUUCAAUAAAUCUGAGUUUGGUAAGUGAAGCUCAGUGCUUGAGAAUUCUGGAUUUCUUUUAGCUAUGAUGGCACGGUAAUCUAGACAUGUUUAUUUACCUCUGAUAAAUAACAAAGUUGCAUUCUUGUAACAAGGAGAAUCGUUUAACUUGUAUGGACAGCAGACUCAAAAACACAGGGCCAUUCACUUGGGCAGUUUCAUUUCUGGAACUGUUUCUAUAACCUGGCAGCUGUGAGUUACGGUUAAUUAAAAAAAAGACUGCAAUUUAUUUACAGACUCUGUGAUAUGUGUAAUUGGUUUGUAAGCUUCACCGCUUGCAUUUGCUAACUCGGGUAGUGUCAAGUGUGUAACGAGAAGUAGUAAAAGUCUUGGAGAGCAGUGUUUAGCAAUAGAACCUUUGUUUUAAAUUCUUCUUGAGAAAAAAAUAUGCAUUUGUUCUCUGCCUGUGAUCUGAAGCUUUUGCCUGAACAAAAAAAAACAACAACAAAACAAACAACCAAGAAAAAAAGACAAAAACAUUAUUUAAUUUAUUCUUAUUUUUCACCUGGAACUUUUUAUUUUAUCUUAUUCUUUUAUCUUUUUUUUAUUUCUUUUGUUUUUCCCCAUACCCCCAUUUAUUUUAAAAUUUUAUUUCUCAUGUUCUAAUACCUUCUUUUUUUUUUACAAAUAGCUUCAUCGAUACCAAAGCAAAUUUUGUCCUUUGGUCGGGUGUCAUCUUUCAUUAUUCAUGUUCCAAUCUGGUAGUUUCAUUUCUGUUAAGAACAAAAUAAAAUUAUGUAUAGUA
Messenger RNA from Octopus sinensis (East Asian common octopus), 2738 nucleotides. Its product is annotated as protein phosphatase PTC7 homolog. The transcript is spliced from 7 exons. Lineage: Eukaryota; Metazoa; Mollusca; Cephalopoda; Octopoda; Octopodidae. The coding region runs from base 878 to 1642 and encodes 254 amino acids. The record is from RefSeq and is a predicted model, not a curated record.